Molecule: messenger RNA, 1917 nt
Organism: Copidosoma floridanum
Lineage: Eukaryota; Metazoa; Arthropoda; Insecta; Hymenoptera; Encyrtidae
Product: venom acid phosphatase Acph-1-like
Biological process (GO): dephosphorylation
Molecular function (GO): phosphatase activity
Source: RefSeq, a predicted model, not a curated record
AAUCCCAAAUUGGCACCUGUUCCUAAUAAUUCAUAUGCAACGUAUUUUCAAUAUUUAUAUUCCAACUUAAAUGUAUACAAACUGAUUCUCUUUCCAUCAAUUAAUUUCUAAGUAAGACACAUCUAGUCUCAAGUAUUAAAUGGCAUUGGCAUACGUAUACAACACGCACGCGAAUUUAUUACAUAAUAUCUCUUCUAACAACGUCAUCAGUCAGCAGCUCCUCUACAUGCAACGACACAACACAACAAUCAAAUACAUUGUGCAGAUAAAUUUGCAACUAAUGUUGGUACGCGUGAGUGUGCGACACCGUUAUAACCACUCACUUUACGUUUACGACAUCGAUACCCACACAUACACGUGUAUACAGCCAUAUACCAUUGAGUGUCGAGAUGUCAAGAGAGUUGGAACUCCGUCAAAGACGCCUACAUCGACCGCAUAUAGGCGCAUAUCGUUUGAUCGCGCUACUAAACCGCGACUUUUCUUCGGGCGUUGUAAACACGUGUUGACUAGGCAGUGGUGAAAAGCGUGGAAACUUUAUACAUGAGCGCAAACAGAUGCGCUAGUGCGCCACUCGACUUUGAUCAAACCAGUUUGUAAGGAGAAAAAACAAAUAUCGCGAGCUCUGUUGUUCACCGGCGAAAUGUCAACUGCCAAGGAUUUUAAAUUAGAGCUGGUGCAAGUUCUUUUCAGGCAUGGCGCGAGGACGUGCAGCGAGUCGGAGGCCAAGCUCCCGAUGCCCGCCUACGUCGACCAAGAGCUACACCGAGCCCUCGGCUACGGGCAGCUGACCAAUGUGGGCAAAGCUCAGGCGUACGAGCUCGGGCGAGCGCUGCGCGAGCGCUACGACGGGUUCUUGGGCCCGAGGUACCGGCCCGAGGAGCUGCACGCCCGCAGCACCGACUACGAUAGGACGAAAAUGACCCUACAGCUGGUCCUAGCUGGACUGUACCCGCUCCGAGCCGAGCAAAACUGGAGCGCGGACCUCGCUUGGAUGCCCAUUCCUUUUCAUUACGCCCCGCGCGAGCUCGACGUGCUCCUCCAGUCGUCCGAGAAGCCGAGGUACAAGAGGCUGUUGCACGAUUUGCUGAAAUCGCCGGGACUGAGGGAACAGGUGGCGGAGCUCAUGAAGUUCAGCGAGUUUUUCGAGUCCAAGGGGAUCGUCGCCAUAAAGGAGUACGCGUUUGUGGCCUGCCUCGGGAUAUUCAACGUAUUGAACGUUCACAAAUCGGCCGGAGCGAGGCUGCCGGAUUGGUACACGGAGGAUCUGUUUGCGCAGCUGCUGGAAAAAGUCAUCGAGUACUUCGACAUCAAGAGCGCGACCGGCGAAUUGAUGAAACUCGGGGCUGGUCCUCUGAUCAAACAAUUCGUCCGUAACAUGAAUUUGACCGGCGAAUCGAGCAAUCCCCGGAAAAUUUACCUGUACAGCGGCCACGAGAUGAAUAUCGCGCCGUUCACGAGAGCCCAUGGAAUACGGGAGUUCAGGUACCCUGAUUUCGCCAAUGCCGUCGUACUGGAGAAGUUGAGGGACUCCGAGAACAAGAUUUACGUCAGGAUGCUGUGCUGGACCGGACAGGGUGGAUUCACCCCGUUGAAACUAGGGAGUUUCGACGAGUACUGUCCAGUCAACGAGUAUUUGACAAUUAUCGAAAACAUCAUUCCGACCGACGAGGAGGUGGACGCCAUGUUCAACGACCGAAAACUCGAGCUCAAAGAAAUAUUCGUGUCCGACUUUGCCUUCAGGCCAAAGUACAAGCAAUGACGUUUUCCACUGCCGUCUAUAGAUCCACCCAUAUAGGUAACACAUGUUGUAUAUUUUUGUACAAAUAAUCCAAAGUAUUAAACACGUAAAAUACGUAUGUAAUAUUAUACUGUAAAAACAUAUUAGUUAUUUCAAUAAAAACUCACGCGUAGCCUCAA